AUGAAGACGUUCACUGUGCGCGUCUUUGGCGCCGCCGUCGUUGUCUUUUCAGGACGUUCCGUAGCCACCAACUUCCUGAACCAUAACCAGCUAGUCUCCGGCUUCGAAGAUCCCAACUGGUUCCUGCAGAACAUCCCGUUUCUUGAUGUUCCCAGCCAGCAGAUCCAAGACGUCUACUACUACCGCUGGCAGACGUAUAAAGAGCACAUCACCUACACCAGCUCGCAGUACGGCUACUUGCUCACCGAGUUUCUGCUUCCCACCGGCUAUGGUUCGCCAUACAAUGGUAUUAACGCCGCCGCGGGCCACCACAUCGUCGAAGGACGCUGGAUUCGAGACCAAAAGUAUGGCAGGGAUGAGGUCAACUUUUGGCUGGCUGGUCCUGGGCAGUUUGCCAAGCCGCAGACCGACAACUACAACUUGGACGCCUCGGACUGGGCGCACGAGUACAGCUUCUGGGUAGCCAACGCCGUGUGGCGCCAGUAUCUCGUAACUGGAGACGCGGACUUUGCCAUCAGUCAUCUGGACAACCUUGUCAAGCAAUACCGCGGCUGGGAUAACCAUUUCAACUCUGACCUCGGCCUCUACUGGCAAGUCCCCGUCUGGGAUGCCUCCGAGUGCACGGCCGCCUCCUACUCGUCGGGCAACCCUUACCACGGCGGCGCUGGAUAUCGACCGACCAUUAACGGAUAUCAGUACGGAGACGCUCGGGCUAUUGCGUCCUUGGCCACGUUGAAGGGGGACUCGGCCCUGGCCUCUGAGUACACGGGCCGGGCCAACGCCCUGCAGACUGCCAUGCAGACUCAUCUCUGGGACAGCGGGCGUCAGUUCUUUAUGCAUCUGCCGCGAGACAACAACCCCUCGCUGCAGCUGUUCGACACGCGUGAAAUCAUGGGCUACUUCCCGUGGCAGUUUGACAUGCCGCAGUCUGCCAACAUCGCCGCCUUCUCCCAGCUCAAGGACUCGCAGGGCUUUGCGGCCACUUACGGCCCAACGACUGCUGAACGACGAAGCCCGUAUUACAUGGACAUGAACGCAACCUGCCUUCAGUGGGAUGGCCCGUCAUGGCCGUACGCCACCUCGCAGGUCUUGACGGCUGUGGAGAAUGUGCUCAACGACUAUCCGUCACAGUCCUACAUUACUUCGACAGACUACUUCAACCUUCUCUCUGCCUACGCCGCCACCCAGUAUCGAAACGGCGUGCCUUAUGUGGCUGAAGCUCACAACCCAGACUCCAACUCGUGGAUGUACGAUACCUACAACCACAGCGAGGACUACAACCAUUCCACCUACAUCGACAACGUCAUUGCCGGACUGCUGGGCCUCCGCGGACAGUCCAACAGCACUCUGACGGUCAACCCCCUCAUCCCCUCCUCGUGGGACUACUUUAUGCUGGAGAACGUCGCAUACCACGGACACAACGUCACAGUCCUAUGGGACAAGACCGGUCAGCACUACAACCAGGGCUCCGGCCUGAGGGUCUUUGUGGACGGGGCCGUCACGGCCAAUCGUGACACCAUCGGGUUCCUCACUGUCAACAUCGGCAGCGCCGUUGCCCAGACUUUCGACGCGCAGGUCAACAUCGCCGUCAACAGCCAGGCAUACUCGCAGUACACGACGCCGUUUGCGUCCUGGACCUCCCAGUAUGACAAUGUGUGGAGGGCCAUUGACGGCAUCGUCUACCGCAACGCCGUUCCCCAAAACACUCGCUGGACGUCGUACCAGAGCCCCAACGCCUCGGACUAUUUCGGCGUGGACCUCCGCCGGCCGCAGGCAGUUUCCAACGUCAAGCUGUUCUUCUACACCGACGGCGGCGGCGUGAAGCUGCCCUCGAGCUACGACCUGCAGUAUCUCUCCGGCAGCAGCUGGGUCACCGUCCCCGGCCAGCAGCGCAGCGUGUCCUCCACCGCGUCAAACUCGCCGACGACAAUCACCUUUCCGACAAUCACCACCUCGCAGCUGCGCGUCGUGGCGCCCAACCCGGGCAGCGGAAAUGGCUGGGGCCUCUCCGAGUUUGAGGUCUGGGCUCCGGCCAUUUACAAGAUCCAGAACAAGAAUAGCGGAAAGCUCAUGGGCGUGCAAAACGCCUCGACAGCCAACAGCGCAAACAUCCAGCAGUACGACGACAACGGUACGCGUGACCAUCUGUGGCAGCUUAUCAAGGCGCCUGGUGGCUGGUACAAGAUCAAGAACCUCAACAGCGGACUCCUGCUGGCUGUCCAGGGGGCGUCGACGGCCAACAGCGCGCAGCUGCAGCAGUUCCAGGACAGCGGAACUGACGACCAUCUUUGGAGGGUAAAGUCAGAUCCGAAUGGGUAUUUCAUGAUUCAGAAUAAGAAUAGCGGGCUGUUGGUUGGAGUGGAUGGUGAGUCGACGGCGAACAGCGCCAAUGUUGUCCAGUUCCAGGACAAUGGGACGCCGGACCAUCUGUGGAGCUUGCUUCCAUCUGUUCCUGUCAGUUGA
Molecule: messenger RNA, 2463 nt
Organism: Trichoderma gamsii
Lineage: Eukaryota; Fungi; Ascomycota; Sordariomycetes; Hypocreales; Hypocreaceae
Exons: 1
Coding region: 1-2463 (820 amino acids)
Biological process (GO): carbohydrate metabolic process
Source: RefSeq, a predicted model, not a curated record